AUGACGGAAUGUGCUGUUCUCGACAUGGCUUCAGAAUAUCUAAAAGACAUUUAUAACAUCAAUUCGUUAGAAUCUAUCGUCAACGCUCAAUAUGGCCGAUGCGAUAUCCAAGGUGUUCUUAAAGCCAUCAAUAUUGAACUAGGUAAAUUGAAAAUUGACCAGACUCGUCUAUUUAUGGCGAUGAAAACUAUUGCUGAGGAGAAUCGAAAUCGAGAUAGAUAUGAAUUCGAGAAUGAACCAACUCAUUUUGAUGGUGAAACAUUUGAUGAUGGUGCCCUUUUGAUAUCUCGUCGAUUCGAUGCAGCAAUAUCAAAUGUGAACAGCGCAGAAUACGAAAAAUCAAGAGUAGAAUUCGGCUAUUUGCUACAUACUGUGCAAGAUUUCUAUAGUCAUUCAAAUUGGAUUGAGAUUGGAUAUGGUGAACCAAAUAAAGGCAUUGGAAAAUAUGAAGUUUUGGGCAAGUAUGCAUCGAAAGAGAUGCGAACAUGUGUCGAAUGUGUAGGAAAUUCAUGUCGAAGUAAUAUAGUGCCAUCAAUACUUCAAAACAAUGUACUAACUAGUGGCUAUUUCAGGUUGCGCGUUGUGGGUGCGUUUUUAGAUACAAAACCAAAACCAAAACCUGUUGGAAAAUGUAGUCAUGGUGGUGUUUUAGAUGCAACCAUAUCCACUGACGCUACAGGAGGUGGAAUCAAUAAAGAUACGUUGACUUCAGUACAUGGGCACCUACAUCAAGAAGCAGCAUCGGUUGCAUACGAUGCUACAAAACAAAUAUUGCAUGAAUUUUGGAAGAGAGUUGGGAAUGAACCAUUCGGACAGUUUCUUGGUUUAUCUGAGAGUCUACGUAACAUUUCAUCAAGUAGUUUGAUCAUUGUUAUGGAUACCACUGGUAGCAUGGGAUCGUAUAUUGCUAUGGCGAAACAGAUAGCUAUUACUAUUGUAGAUAGUCAUCAGACAUUGGAAUACAAACCCAGUAACUAUAUUCUCUCGCCAUUUAAUGAUCCAGAAUGGGGGCCGUUGACAACUAGUCUUACUCCUCAAGAAUUUACAAAUGAAAUCAGCAAGCUUAGUGCCAAUGGUGGUGACGAUACACCAGAAUUAUAUUACCAUGGAAUUCUUGAUGCACUCCAAGUCUGUGAAAUUGGCUCAUCUCUCUAUGCAUUUACCGAUGCACCAGCAAAAGAUGCCUACUUAAAAAGUCAAGCUGUGCAACUAGCAAAAGAGAAACGUGUCACCAUUACAUUAUUCUAUGCGGGCUCUUCUCGAAAACGUCAAACUGGCAAUGUACAAACUAAAGUUACUGAUGUCAUUGAAGAUUUAACUAUUGUUGAUGGUAAUGAUCUGUCAUCGAUCACUGGUGGUAUAAUUAUGGGUAUUAAUUCUCAAUCGCUUAGUGUAACUGAAGAUUAUAUUAUUAAUCGUCUUGACAUGCAUAAACUCAAGCCCAUCAUAUUUGCAAGAGGUAAUCAAUUGAACUUGACAUUUUAUGUUGAUUCUUCAAUGAAGACACUAAGAAUUGAAGUAACAUCUAGUUACGCUUUGACAACGACGGGUCUACGUCUAACUAAAUCAUCAGGACAAAUUCUGAUGCCCAUACCAUCAUCUCAGACACAAUUUGCAUUCAUUUAUACGGUCCCGCUUGAACAAAGUGAUGUAGGAGAAUGGAAUAUAUUUUCACCCAUUACUGUUGCUCACAAUAUUGAAUUAAAUGCUAUAAGUAACAUAUCAUGUUCAUCAACAUUACAGAAACAAUUGGUUGAUUCAUCAUCUGAUCUCAAUUUUGUAACAUUAACAAGCAGACCAAUUCAAGGUGAAAAAGAUUUAUUUGUUUUGACUAUUUGCGAUAAUCUGCCAUUGGAUCUUAUCACGGGCGAAGUGUACUUGAUGGAUACCAAAGACGGCUCAUCUAUAUCAGAAAUAUUAACACCGAUUCGAGUUUCACCUAAUGGUUUUCUAUCGAGAAUUAAUGUUCCAAACGAUGAUUUUCGUCUUAAAACAGUUGUUCAUUUGAAAGAUGGCUCGUUAAUUCAACGUCAGGAAAAACGAAUUAUAUCACCAACGUCCAUUGCGUUAAGUAUCGAUAAUCAACCAUACUAUGUUCUUCUCAAUGAAGCAGUGUCCAUGAAUUAUACACUUUAUAAUUACGGUCAAAAUCCACUGCGUGUAACUCUACGUGUAAACGAUGCCUUGGGUCUUCUCUCAUCCAGCGGUAUUCUAAAAGCUUAUGAUAUUGUUGGAAAUAGUAAUGUGAGCGAUACAAUCGAAAUGAAUACAAGACAAAUUGUUGAUGUUAGUUCAAACACUACAAUGAUAACAGAUUCAGUUUUAUUUAGCAUAGCAGCACUUAACUUCGAAUAUGAAGACAAAGUAUCAGUCUAUAUCCAACCAAUAGACGUUCCUCUUACAGAGCAGACUGAAUAUCAAAAGCCACCACGUAAUAGUGCUAAUAAAGGAUCAACAUCACUUCUAAUGCAGUUUAUUUUAAUGUUGUCCGUUGGAUUCUAUCGAGUUUAUGUCUAA
Rotaria socialis is the source of this 2517-nucleotide messenger RNA. NCBI's taxonomy places the organism in Eukaryota, Metazoa, Rotifera, Eurotatoria, Philodinida, Philodinidae. The record is from the annotation of a GenBank genome assembly.